CAUUUUCUUCCUAUUUGCUUCGUUGUUGUCAACUUCUGGAAGCCCCUCUCAUUGAUCGCAACGUGUAUCUUCAUUCUCCUGCGCAAUUUAAUGAAUAGUCAAUCCUCUUCGAAUCUUCAACGAUCUUCUUCGUAUAUUUAAUAGGUUUCGGUCAAAUGAAAACAUCACCUCUGGCUCUUCCUAUAUAGUUGUAAACUUUACAUCGUUAAACAAAAAAUUCUAUUUCGCUUCCUUCUCCUCUGCUUCAAGACCUUUCUUCACCACCAUCAUUCCCAUUUUACAGAUAUGGAUACCAACCGGAGAACUCACCCGGAUUGCAAAUAUUCUAGAAACCCCUUCCAUGAAUGUGCUUCUGAUUGUGUAGAGAAGAUUGCUCAAGGCAAUGGAAAGAAGAAUUCAAAGAAGCAAGCCUCAAAGGUUCUUAGCCUCCCAGGGAGUUUUGGUAAGAAAAAGACAGAAUCACACCCACCGUCACCUCUUAACACAAGGCAGCAUCAGAACGGUACUGCCAAUUCGCCAAGAGUUCAUCAAUCAAGACCUUCACCAAUAGCUGUGAAGAAGACAACGGUUCCCGAAAGUAACAAAUCUUUCCCCUCUUCACCGGCUGAUGAAAUCUCUGUUGACCUCAACGGUCAGCAUGAUUCUUUCAACCAUAGGCCAGAGAAGCCCUUGAAGACGGUUCCUCUAUCCCCAAACAACAUGGCUGAUCGUUACAAAACUGUAUCACCAAGACCUCGAGGAGGGUAUGAGCACAACGGCAAGAAUGAAACAGCCAGUGAGAUUAGUGAAUUCAAUGCUGUAAGCCCUCCAAGGUCUUACGUCAAUGAUGAUGAUGAUGAUGAGGAAGGUGUAGAGCUCGACCUUCAAUCAGUAAUGUCGGACACAUGUGUUUCGGUUGGAAAAUACCGUGUGAGCUCUGGUGUCUCCACAAUCCUACAGUCAAUCAUCGACAAACACGGAGACAUAGCUGAAAACUGCAGGCUAGAAUCAGCAUCGAUGAGGUCCAGAUACCUAGAGUGCCUAUGCUCGCUGAUGCAAGAACUUGGAUCAACUCCGGUCGCGCAGUUGACCGAACUUAAAGUGAAAGAGAUGCUUGCGGUUAUUAAGGACUUGGAGUCUGUGAACAUCGAUGUUGGUUGGCUACGUUCUGUUCUUGAGGAGUUUGCUCGGUUUCAAGAGAACGCAGACGCGGAGAAAGAGAGACAAGAAGAAUCACUGAGGUCUAAGAAACAAGAACUGGAGAUUCAGGAAGCAGACUUAGCCAAGAUAGAGGAGGAAGCAAGGGAAGCGAGGUUGAGGGUGGAGGAGAUGAAGGCGGAGCUGGCUGAGCUUGAGACAGAGCGGUCGAGGAUGGAAGAGAUGGGUUUUAAGGUUGAGAAAUUUAAAGGGAGGUCGUUUCUUGAUGAGCUUCUUUGAUGUUAAUAAGAGUAAUUAAACUCAAUACUCCAAAAGUAUAACGUUUAAGUUUGAUAUUGUUCUUUUAACAGUCAUUAAAUGUGAACGAUAUUACAGUUCCUAGUGAGUUGAUUACUAUUCACAGAGGGUAUUAUUUUCUUGUUUAAUUCUUUUGUACCUGUGACAAUAAAUUACCUCGUUCUUAUUAUAAUAGGUUUCUGAAUA
Molecule: messenger RNA, 1620 nt
Organism: Brassica napus (rape)
Lineage: Eukaryota; Viridiplantae; Streptophyta; Magnoliopsida; Brassicales; Brassicaceae
Exons: 4
Coding region: 286-1416 (376 amino acids)
Source: RefSeq, a predicted model, not a curated record